Hibiscus syriacus is the source of this 1800-nucleotide messenger RNA. RefSeq lists its product as uncharacterized. The transcript has a single exon. The record is from RefSeq and is a predicted model, not a curated record. Lineage: Eukaryota; Viridiplantae; Streptophyta; Magnoliopsida; Malvales; Malvaceae. Bases 1 to 1800 code for a protein of 599 amino acids.
AUGGUCAAAGCAGGUUGGUUGACCUUUAGUGUUGACGGGAAUAAGCACGCUUGCUCCUACCACUGCUGUGAAGAUCAUGUCAUUCAAAAUUGUGAUAAGUUCAAGGCCUUGGUUCAAAGGUUGAUAGAUAGUAAAGUUAUGGAAUUUUACCAUGAAGCUACAAAAGAGAAAGAGAUGGAGAUUUGCGCUUCCGAAGGCACAUCCACGGGAGUUUACAAUACUAACUGGCCUUUAGUCAUCACAUCGAAAGCCCAGACUACGGAAAAGUUAAUCCCAAAAGUGGUGAUCACGCCUCCAUCGUCCUUUCCUUAUAAGGACAACAAACAGGUCCCUUGGAGGUAUGAAUGCCAACUAGAAAAUUUUGAGAGUUUAAAGACUACUAAGGAAGAUGUGGAUGAGGUAUACCACUUCACCAAAAGUGGGAGAUGUAAUUUUCCCAACCAGACCAGUGAACCCGAGAAAAGAGCGACCCCUGAUAAAGGGAAAAAGGUCGAAAUACUGCUGAAAGAUGAUGAGCCGACAAUUAAUGAGUCAGUAACCGAGAACGAGGCUAUGGAGUUUUUAAAAUUUCUGAAGCAUAGUGAGUACAGCAUCGUCGAACAACUACACAAGUUGCCAUCUCGCAUCUCGAUCCUAGCUCUACUAUUAAGCUCUGAGGCACAUCAAGAUGCCUUGUUAAAAGUAUUGAAUCAGACUUUCGUACCGAAAGAUGUACCAGUGGAAAAGAUAGACCGACUGGUUACGAAUAUUCAGGCGGAUAACUUCAUCUCUUUCUCUGAUGAUGAGAUCCUGUCCGGAAUGAUGAGCAAUCCCAAAGCCCUGCACAUUACUAUCAUGUGCAAGGGAUAUGUAUUAUCACAAGUACUAAUCAACAACGACUCUACUCUGAAUGUGAUGCCAUUAGUAACCUUGAAGAAACUGUCGGACGAUAGUACACACAUGAAAAAUUGCCAAAUCAUCGUUCGAGCUUUCAACAGAAUGAAGAAUGAGGUGUUGGGGAAGAUCGCCAUUCCCUUAACCAUAGGCCCAUCAACCUACGAGGUCGAAUUCCUUAUAAUGGAUAUAAUGCCCUCAUAUAACUAUUUGUUGGGAAGACCUUGGAUCCACCAGGCAGGAGCUGUGCCAUCCACUCUGCAUCAAAAACUCAAAUUUGUAAUAGAGGGGAGACUUGUAUGCCUUAAUGUUGAGGAAGACAUCAUUGCUUCCAUAUCUACUACCGCUCCAUAUGUCGAAGUAAAUAAAUAUGCGGUCGAGUGUUCUUUCAGAUCCCUGGAAUUCGUUAAUGCCAUCUUUGUUGCUGAGAGAAAGAAAAUUCGGAAGCCUAGGCUAUCCAAUUGUACCAGAAUGGGACUGAAAAUGACUCUUAAAAGAGGAGCUGAGAUCGAAAGAGGGUUAGGGAGUCGCUUACAGGGGAAUAUUAGUCUAGUUUUUCCCAGUAUUAAACGAGAUCAUUUUGGUAUGCGAUAUCGUCCGACCUUAAAAGAAAAGUUAAAAAAUGUUCAAAAGAGUCAGGAAAAGAGGAAAACCAGGUUAGCGGGGGAGGAUAUUAAGUGGGAGCCCAUGAUUUUCCCACCGCUACGUGACACCUUCAUAUCUGGGGGCCACAUGUUUCAGGGGGCUAGGUCAUCUAAAGAGUAUGUUAUUGAAAAUGCCCUGAGGGAUUUGGGUUUAAAUAUGAUAUCAGAGGAAGGAAUUGAAGACGGAAGGGCUAUGGGCAUCUACCCCGCACCACCGGGCUUUGUGCUAAACAAUUGGAAUGCAGAAGAAUUACAUGUAGUUUACAAAACUAUUUCAGAGUAA